Lotus japonicus is the source of this 2153-nucleotide messenger RNA. Its product is annotated as calcium-dependent protein kinase 28. Bases 193 to 1764 code for a protein of 523 amino acids. Gene Ontology annotation, cellular component: cytoplasm; nucleus. NCBI's taxonomy places the organism in Eukaryota, Viridiplantae, Streptophyta, Magnoliopsida, Fabales, Fabaceae. Gene Ontology annotation, biological process: protein autophosphorylation; peptidyl-serine phosphorylation; intracellular signal transduction. The record is from RefSeq and is a predicted model, not a curated record. The transcript is spliced from 12 exons. Gene Ontology annotation, molecular function: calcium ion binding; calmodulin binding; calcium-dependent protein serine/threonine kinase activity.
GAGUUUUGACCAUCUCUUUUUCUUCCCUCCUUCCUCUUCCUAACUUCCUUUCCUCUUCCUUACCUGCUCCAACCUGUCUCACCCUCAAAUCACCUCUCACUCUCCUUGCACAUGAAUGACAACUACCACUAUAUAUUACAACCCAACUCUAACUCUCUCUAUUGCUUUAACCAUUUUCAUUCCUCAUAAACCAUGGGCUCCUGCUUUUCCACCAACACCGCCACUAAGCCGCAGCAGUCAACGGCGGCGCAGAAGAAACAACCGCCGCCCAACAGACAUCAACGGCAGCGAGCCCAGCGGCACGUGGCUGGCUCCAGGCACGUGCCGUCCGGGAUGCGCGCCGAUUUCGGUUACGACAAGGACUUCGAUGAGCGUUACUCGCUUGGGAAGUUGUUGGGACACGGUCAAUUCGGUUAUACCUAUGUCGGAGUAGACAAAGCCAGUGGGGAUCGUGUUGCGGUUAAGAGACUCGAGAAGAGUAAGAUGGUUCUCCCUGCUGCUGUUGAGGAUGUUAAGCAAGAGGUCAAUAUAUUGAAAGCAGUUGCCGGUCACGAGAAUGUGGUUCAGUUCUAUAAUGCUUUUGAUGAUGAUUCAUACGUUUACAUAGUUAUGGAGUUAUGCGAGGGUGGAGAACUGCUGGAUCGGAUAUUGGCCAAGAAGAACAGCCGUUACACUGAAAAAGAUGCAGCUGUAGUUGUAAGGCAGAUGCUCAAGGUUGCAGCUGAGUGCCAUUUACGUGGUUUAGUGCACCGAGACAUGAAACCGGAGAAUUUUCUUUUCAAAUCAACCAGAGAAGAUUCACCUUUAAAGGCUACAGAUUUUGGUUUGUCAGAUUUCAUAAAGCCAGGAAAGAAGUUCCAUGAUAUUGUUGGCAGUGCUUACUAUGUUGCACCUGAAGUAUUAAAGCGGAAAUCAGGCCCUCAAUCUGAUGUGUGGAGUAUCGGUGUUAUUACAUACAUCUUGCUAUGUGGGAGACGCCCAUUUUGGGAUAAGACUGAGGAUGGUAUCUUCAAGGAGGUCUUACGUAACAAGCCUGAUUUCCGCCGGAAACCGUGGCCGACUAUAAGUAAUGCUGCAAAGGAUUUUGUCAAGAAAUUGCUAAUAAAGGAUCCUAGGGCAAGAUUAACUGCUGCUCAAGCUCUAUCACAUCCAUGGGUUAGAGAAGGUGGAGAAGCAUCGGAGAUUCCUAUUGAUAUAUCUGUCCUGAACAACCUGCGGCAGUUUGUGACGUAUAGUCGAUUCAAACAAUUUGCACUAAGGGCAUUGGCUAGCAUACUUAAUGAAGAAGAGUUGGCUGAUCUAAAAGAUCAAUUUGAUGCAAUAGAUGUGGACAAAAAUGGCUCGAUUAGCCUGGAAGAGAUGAGACAGGCUCUUGCUAAAGAUCUUUCUUGGAAGUUGAAAGAAUCACGUGUACUAGAGAUAUUGCAAGCAAUUGACAGCAACACAGAUGGGCUGGUGGAUUUCACUGAGUUUGUUGCAGCUACAUUACAUGUGCAUCAAUUGGAGGAGCAUGACUCUGAUAAGUGGCAGCUACGGUCACAAGCUGCUUUUGAGAAAUUUGACUUGGAUAAAGAUGGCUAUAUUACUCCAGAAGAACUUCGAAUGCAUACUGGCUUGAGAGGAUCGAUUGACCCUCUGCUUGAGGAAGCUGACAUCGACAAAGAUGGAAAAAUCAGCCUAUCGGAGUUUCGUAGACUUCUAAGAACUGCAAGCAUGGGUUCUCAAACUGUGACAACCCCAACUGGCUAUCAGCGGAGGAGCUAGUUUAGUGGUGUUUUAGAGACUGAGAUAUGUUAAGAUGUGAGAGUGCUGGAACUCCUCCAAGUUAUGUCUUGUGUGAUUAAGCUGAAGCCCAUAAGAUUAUCAUCUAUUAUGCAGAUUUUACUCACCAAAUGCUCUGGCAAUGUAAGAAACUCAAACUCCUGUGUUUAGUCGACGAUUCACCCGCACAAGGAUAUGUUCACGUCUUUGGGACUGCAUCAAGAGGUGUUUGGUAGAGUUUCAGAAGACCCUGCAUGGAAUGGCUUCAGGUAUUACGUCCAUUCCAGUGUAUAUCUUUUAAGUAUGGGCGUUUUAUUGGUUGUGCCAUGCAUGUAAUAAUAAUGAACUUCUUAGAACUGUCAAUAAAGAUGAAAUUAAAUAUGUUGAUUGAA